Molecule: messenger RNA, 1854 nt
Organism: Durusdinium trenchii
Lineage: Eukaryota; Dinophyceae; Suessiales; Symbiodiniaceae
Source: the annotation of a GenBank genome assembly
AUGCCCAAUCUCGUGGGUAGUCACUGCAACAAUCAAGUACUUGUUUGUUUUUUGUUGUUAGCUAUUGGCUCUAACCAUCCCAAACUCGCGUUCACUGAAAGUGGAUCAGUGAUCAUGUCGACCGACACCCUCGAGUCCGUUGACCAGGAGGUCAACCCCGGCCUGUGGCCUGAUGAAGGUGUAGUGGCGAUCGCCUUAGAGGCCGAUCGCUCCAUACGUGAGAGCUUCCGUCUUCAUGACCGGUGCACGAACUGGCCAGACGAGAAGACAGUGGGCAUCCAAUCAGUGAAAGCAAUGAGAUUGAAUGCACGUGCGCUGGAGAUCCUUGCUGAGCAUUGGUGCCAAAAAACACCGUAUGCCAAGACAAUUCCCAUUGACUUCAUGAGACGGGAGGUUACCAUGCUUCGAAAAAUCCUUGGAAGGCCCGAAGACGCUUGCAUGAUGCAUUUAGACGCGUCUGGACUCAAGAAGCUGUUUUCGCAUGGUGUGCGGCGCUUCUCGAGCAGGGCUGCUACACGAGAACCUGCUUUGGAGCGCUUCUUUCAGAUCUUGGAGAUUUUUUGGACGGAUGGUGCCGCCGCUGAUGGUGCCCCCACUGAUGGUCCAACUGAAGCUGAUGGAUCCACAGCUGCAGGUGGUGCGCCCCCCUCUUCGCCCGCUGGUGCCCGAACUGAUGGUUCCACGCCAGCUGCUGAUGAAUCCACGGUUGCACCUACAGUGGCGGCUGAUCGCCAGGAGGGUGAGGAUGAUGGUUCCAAUCCUUUAGAGCCCACAGAUGCUGAAGUUUUGGAUCCAUACAUGAUUCCCUCACAAGUGGCAGGGGAACCCAAAGAAUCUUCAGUGGAAGUUUCCAGUUCUUUGGAAGAUCUGGGUUCAGAAAGGGCCGGAGAUCUGGUUGAGCCAACCCCCCCCCCAUCCCAAUCACUGAUGUUUGAGCACACAGUUGAAGAUGAAAUUGGUGGCAAACAUGUGGAACGGGUGCCAUAUAUAUCACCCAAAGAUUUUUUUCAGCACUUGGUUCAGAAGACUCCGGACUUGGUGCUUGGGGGUUCACCUGAUUUUGAGAUUGGCCGGUCCUUCCUGAAAUCGUUCUGGGAGAAAUAUCGAUUGUUCCAUCCUUCGCACAGAAUUUAUCAUUACUAUCCCAAUCCAGAUGACUGGGCUUGGAUUGUGCCAAUGUGCUUGCACGGUGAUGAGGGGCGAGGCCUCAAAAAAGGGAACACCUGUGUGAUAACUCUGGAGCCCAACAUUGGCUUGAACACCUAUGCUCAUGCAGCUGGAAGAAAACGACCAGGCAAUGGAUGCGGGUGCACUCUUGAGGAACCAUGUGCAAAGAGGUUUCGCUUACAGCCGGGAGACCACUACAAUAGAGAGCUUUGCAAUUGUGAUUUUUUGGAAUCGAACCUCAAACAGCACAGCUUUCUGACCAAGUUUCUCUUGUGCUGUUUGCCACACAUGUGCUGUUUGCCACACAAGGUUUACAAACUUGAAGAGUUGUUGGAUGGAUUGAUCGAGAAAAUAGCUGAGGAUUUGAGUGACCUGUUCUUCCAGGGAGUCAACUCACAGCAUGGUGUCUAUCGAGUCGCAGUGACUGGAUGGAAAGGAGACCUGAAAUGGUUUCAACGCAUCUCCUACUUGGAGAGGUGCUUCAACCGGGUCACCGCCAUUAAUGUAGAGAUGUGCCACGAAUGUCGGGCUGGAACUCAACAACGCCCGUUCGAAGACAUCAUCUCCGCCAUCCCCGCCUGGUGCGGCACCGAGUUCACAGAGAGGCCAUGGUCACCCACCUUUUCUCUCAAUACCCUUCGACCCAGCAUGCCCAGAGAAGAUCCUAAGAAGGGACAUGUUUCAUAA